AUGACUAGUACUGCCAACCCCCAGCCCAACUUCAACUUUGACGACCCGGGCAAGGCGGUUCUAAAACCAUCCAAACUAGCUCAUGUCGUUCUUCGCACCAACAAUUUCCUUCGUCUCUCUUCCUAUUAUCAGACCUUCCUCCAAGCCCACAUAAACUUCGAAAAUGACUUCAUGCACCUUCUGUCCUACGACGAUGAGCACCAUCGCAUUGGCAUCGUCCAAAUGGACAUCGCAAACAAAGACACUAAAACCUGUGGUCUCGAACACAUUGCCUUUUCAUAUUCUUCCCUGUUAGAGCUCGCCAUGUCGUAUUUACAACGCAAGGAGAACGGCAUCGAGCCAUUCUGGUGCAUCAACCAUGGCCCCACGACAAGUUUGUAUUAUCAUGACCCUGAUGGCAAUAUCCUUGAGCUUCAAGUUGAGAACUUUGAUACCCUUCAAGAGGCUGCUGAUUACAUGCUGUCGGAGGCGUAUCUGAUGAAUCCAAUUGGUGUGGAUUUUGAAAUGGAGGAUCUGAUCAAACGGAUCAAAAGUGGCGAAAGUGAGGAGAGCUUGAAGAAGAGGCCCGCUAGUGGACCAAGAAGUCUAAAUACUGUCCCAUCUUGA
Messenger RNA from Fusarium sp. VM40, 606 nucleotides. NCBI's taxonomy places the organism in Eukaryota, Fungi, Ascomycota, Sordariomycetes, Hypocreales, Nectriaceae. The record is from the annotation of a GenBank genome assembly.